ACUUUUCUUCGACGUCUUCGGUACCUGCGUCGACUGGCGGAGUACCGUGACAGAUGCUCUGGAGAGCGCCUGCAGUCAGGCUUUGAACAGACCUACAUCUUCGAUUGCGACGCGAAUCCGGCUGAAGACAGAUGGACUGGUUCGUUCUCCAAUCAGCAGUCUUCGGCAACUUGACAUUGACGUCGGCUACACCAGACCAAGCAGGACUGGGGCAGCAUUGCUCAAGAAUGGAGAAACUCCUACCUUAAGUUCACACGAUCGAUAGCCCGUGACCCGACGAUACCUUACAAAACCGUUGACCAACAUCAUCUGGACUCACUGCGAGAGAUCUUGAUCGCGCACGAGUUGAUCCUCCCAAGGGAAGGCGAUGUUCCUGCUGAGCUUGUGCAUGAUGGAUCUCUCUUCGAUGAGCAAGACCUCGUCAACCUCAGUCUGAUUUGGCACAGAUUGGCUCCGUGGCCUGAUACUGUGCAAGGUCUUCACGAUCUCAACAAGAAGUUCUCGACGAUUACGUUGAGCAACGGAAAUGUCUCUCUUCUGGAGGAUAUGGUCAAGCAUGGCAGCAUGCCUUUCACGCACAUUUACUCUGCUGAGAUGUUCCAGUCGUACAAGCCUAGUCCGAAGGUCUAUCUCGGUGCUGCGGAGAAGAUGGGCCUGCAGCCGGCUGAGUGCAUGAUGGUCGCGGCUCAUCUCGACGAUCUGAAGUACGCCAAGCAGAAUGGAUUCCGAACGCUCUACGUGGAACGCUCGCAGGAAGAGAGGCAUCCUGAGUUGCUAGACGAGGGCAUCCCGGAUGUCUGGGUGAAGCUGGAUGAGGAGGGUUUUGUAGAGGCUGCUCGGAAGCUGGGCAUUGGGAGCUCGUAGAUCGUAGCGACAGUAUAAUGAACACGUGGUUACGAUGUUCAUCGAACUGCACGAUCCA
Cercospora beticola is the source of this 922-nucleotide messenger RNA. Lineage: Eukaryota; Fungi; Ascomycota; Dothideomycetes; Mycosphaerellales; Mycosphaerellaceae. The record is from RefSeq and is a predicted model, not a curated record.